AUGCAUCUCCUGCUUCCUGCUGUGGGUGUCGGGAUGUUCAUGGUGGCUCUCGACCAGCUGCUAGUCAUUACCUCAUACACAAAGAUUGGCAGUGAACUCAAGGCGUUGAACAACACCAGCUGGAUAGCUACCGCCUACUUUCUCGCCUUGACCAUCUUUCAGCCCCUAUACGGAAGGCUGAGCGACAUUUUCGGCCGCAAGGAAUGCCUCUUGUUCGCUUACAGCGUCUUUGGACUUGGAUGUCUAGGAUGCGGCCUGGCUCAUGACAUGGCCCAGCUGUGCAUUGCACGAGCUGUCGCCGGCGUCGGUGGUGGCGGAGUCAAUGCCGUGGUAUCUAUCCUGCUGAGCGACCUGGUCCCUCUGAGAGAUCGCGGUAUCUAUCAAGGAUACAUCAACGUUAUCUGGGGAAUUGGCACGUCUCUGGGUGCUCCGCUAGGCGGGUUGCUUGCUGACUCGAUUGGAUGGCGAUGGUCCUUUCUCGUACAAGUUCCCAUGUGCCUUGUAGCAUGGGCUCUUGUCUACUUUUUUCUCCAUGUCCCCAGCAGGUCAAGCCACUACUGGCUUCAAAAGGUUCGACAGAUAGAUUUCCUCGGCGCCCUCACCCUGGCCCUCGCCGGGGUGUCUCUCCUUUCCGGACUCGAUGCAGGUUCCAACCUAGGCUGGUCAAACCUCUUAUCGGUUAUCCCACUGUCUCUUACGCCAGUGUUCUUCGCAGCUUUUAUCUAUGUCGAGGUCAGGAUUGCCAGCCACCCAUUCGCUCCGGGACAUGUCAUUUUCGACCCCAACCUCUUCUUCUGCUACCUAACCAACUUUUUCGGAAUGGCUGGUCAGAUGGCCAUCUUCCUCUAUAUCCCGCUGUAUUUCCAGGCUGUCCAGAGAAUCAGCGCUGCACGGAGCGGCACUCUGAUGACCCCGGCGACUGUGGCCGUCAUAGUUUCCUCCGUGGCUGGCGGGUGGAUGAUCAGACACUAUGGCAGAUUCUACUUGCCGACCGUCUUGAGCUUCGGGCUGCUGCUCUCUUCGAUAAUUCCUCUGGCCUUAUCUGUCUGGCAAAAAUCAACUGUCGGUAUUGUCGUCGGCCUCGUCAUGGCGGCUUUUGGGAUUGGAUCCGGCAUCACCACGACGCUAGUGGGACUUCUCUCCAAUGCCGCUACAGAGGACACGGCUGUCGCAGUUGCUUGCUCCUAUCUUUUCCGUUCUCUAGGGUCGAGCAUAGGGAUAAGCGUAACAUCUGCAGUCCAACAACAGGUCAUCCGAUCCCUUCUGGAGGCGAGUCUCGGAGGCGAUCACGACGGCGCCAGCGAGAUAGAGAAGAAGGUUCGGCAGAGCCUCAACUAUAUCAACGAGCUGCCACCUGAUAUUGCAGAUCUGGUGCGGUCACUAUAUCGGAUAGGAACUCUGAGUGCCACUGUGCCCACGGCGGCAUUCCUAGCAGCAGCCUUCUUGGCGUCUUUAUGGAUCAAAGACAAGGCACUUAAAAAGUAG
Fusarium vanettenii 77-13-4 is the source of this 1485-nucleotide messenger RNA. RefSeq lists its product as uncharacterized. Lineage: Eukaryota; Fungi; Ascomycota; Sordariomycetes; Hypocreales; Nectriaceae. Gene Ontology annotation, molecular function: basic amino acid transmembrane transporter activity. Gene Ontology annotation, cellular component: fungal-type vacuole membrane. The transcript is spliced from 5 exons. The coding region runs from base 1 to 1485 and encodes 494 amino acids. The record is from RefSeq and is a predicted model, not a curated record. Gene Ontology annotation, biological process: basic amino acid transport; transmembrane transport.